Haemonchus placei is the source of this 1308-nucleotide messenger RNA. Lineage: Eukaryota; Metazoa; Nematoda; Chromadorea; Rhabditida; Trichostrongylidae. The record is from the annotation of a GenBank genome assembly.
UUGAAUAUCGGCGGCAGCAGCUAUCGCAUUCGCACUCGCUCAAUAACGAAAUUUGGACCUAAAACUCUACUAGGUCGAUUUGUGCGAAUGAAUCACGAGCAUCGUAGACAAUGGGCUGAUUGGUACUUCGAAGACCAAGAAGAGUAUUUCUUCGAAAGAGUUCCGAGGUAUUUCGACCCGAUCUACGAUUUUUAUGCAACGGGAAAACUUCACGUUCCGAAGGAUCUUUGUUUCGAUAAGUUUAUGGCUGAACUACGAUUUUGGGCAGUUAGCAAAUCACGAAUGGAUGAAUGCUGUUCUCCAUUCGCUCAGUACUGCGUGCACAUUGAUUCACGCGGCUCGGAAAAGGACCAUUUCAUUGGGGUCCGAUGCGCUAACCUUCGUCGACGUCUCUGGCUGAUUCUUGAAGGUCAUAGUCAAUCACGAUGGUGGAAAGCUUUCGAAGUAAUCUCUACAUCGUUCGUAGUAUUAUCGAUAUCGGCAUUGAUACUCGGCUCACUACCGGAGUUUCAAGUUCCACAAAAAUCCGAAGACGGACAGCUGGUGUAUGCAACUGCCACUUAUCCGACUUAUCCGAAUGCUGGAGGUGGACUAACGGUUGAGUCACGAACGGUUGUCCGAGAAGGCGGUGAACAACACGUCGAAAUGACUGAGCAUCCGGUAUUCACUUGGGUAGAAAACAUUUGUGUGGUGUACUUCUCUUUGGAGUAUUUGCUACGAUUUCUGGUCGCUCCACGGAAAUUGGCAUUCGCACGGCAGUUCCUUAACGUCAUCGAUAUGUUAUCCAUUGCGCCGUUCUACUUUGAAAUGCUUCUUUGGCUUUGUGGCAUCUCUGGGGAAAACGUCCGAAAAGUACGAUGGGCCUUCUUGACGGUUCGUCUUUUGCGAGUGCUACGGGUAAUUCGGAUAGCCAAAUUGGGACGAUUCUCCCCAGGGCUGGCGAAUUUCGCAUUGACGAUUAGAAAAUCUAAAAAGCAAAUGCAAAUGGUGGGCGUGGUCAUGGUGACGGUUGUGAUUUUCUUCUCUACUCUUAUCUAUUUCCUUGAGCGAGACGAACCGGAUACGAAAUUCACCAGCAUACCAGCCACGUUUUGGUGGUGCGUAGUGACGAUGGCUACGGUAGGAUACGGUGAUUUGGUACCGGUUACAGUGGCCGGCAAAAUGAUUGGAAGUGGUGCCAUUGUAUGUGGUGUGAUGGUGCUCGCACUACCAAUCACUAUCAUGGUGAACAAUUUCAUGCAAGUUGUAAAGUUACGGGAAGAGAAAAUCGUUAAGAAAUACGCUCAGCAGCACGGUGAUCAGGUUUGA